Molecule: messenger RNA, 1909 nt
Organism: Coniophora puteana RWD-64-598 SS2
Lineage: Eukaryota; Fungi; Basidiomycota; Agaricomycetes; Boletales; Coniophoraceae
Product: L-methionine transporter
Exons: 15
Coding region: 89-1807 (572 amino acids)
Biological process (GO): amino acid transmembrane transport
Cellular component (GO): membrane
Molecular function (GO): L-amino acid transmembrane transporter activity
Source: RefSeq, a predicted model, not a curated record
CGCCCAGCGACCUCAAGCACGCCAAAAAACCAUACCAGCGUCUGGCGUCCAUCAGGCCCACAUUCCGCUAUCACACUCAGUUUAUGACAUGCCACGAACCGCAAACCGGAGUAAUGCUUCCAAAUCCUCGCCAGACCGCAACGAAUAUGCUCUAGCAGCUAGGCACCAUUCGGACGACUCGACCGACUCGCUACGCGACCUAGAGCUUACGCCAGGGCCUGCGGGAGCGGGACGCCAGGAGGAGGGCCUGUCAUUCUCUGGGUUCGACUUUCAGCGUGAUCUGCUGCCGUUGAGUGCGACAUUGAACGAAGCGGACUACACGCGAGAGCAUGGUUCAGAGAAGAACAUCAAUGUAAUUCAUGGUAUCGGCCUCAUUGUCGGCUUACAGAUAGGUUCUGGCAUUUUCUCCUCUCCUGGUGUAGUUGUCGCCAACACGCAGAGCGUUGGUGCAAGCUUGUUGUGUUGGAUAGCAUCAGGGCUUCUCGCAUGGACGGGGGCCAGCAGCUUUGCGGAACUUGGAACAUCCAUACCUCUUAAUGGCGGCGCCCAGGCGUAUCUGGCAUACGCUUUUGGGCCCCUAGUUUCCUUUCUUUUUGCAUGGACAGCCAUUUCAGCCCUUAAACCUGGUGGCAACGCGGUUAUCAGCUUAAUUUGCGCAGAGUACAUCAACCGAAUCUUUUGGCAUAUUGCAAGCGAUGAGAUCUCCCCCGACGCUAUUCCACAGUGGGCUAUUAAGCUCACGGCUAUCAUCGCAGUUCUUAUGGUGGCGAUGAUUUGUUCGGCUACAAAGAACUUGGGCGCACGCGCAUCUGUCGUGUUUACGAUGCUCAAGAUCAUUGCCUUGCUGCUUGUCAUCGCUAUAGGUCUUAUGCAGCUUAUCCGAGGCAGGCUGUCGACCUCUUUGACCGCAGAUGUAUGGACUGGUGCGAGUCAUAGUCCGUCAGCGUACUCGCUUGCGUUGUACUCAGGACUCUGGUCCUACGAUGGGUGGGAUCAGUCGAAUUAUGUCAGUGGUGAGAUGAAGAAUCCUGGGAGGGACAUCCCAAGAGCUAUCCAUUCUAGCAUGGCCAUCGUCAUUACCCUCUUUGUGCUAGCGAACGUAUCAUACUUUGCCGUUCUCGACAAAGACACUGUUGGACUAAGUAACACUGUUGCGCUUGACCUAGGACGCGCUGUUUUUGGUUCUUUUGGAGGCACCCUUUUCGCAGUGAUGGUUGCAAUCUCAUGCUUUGGAGCUUUGAACGGAUCAACGUUCACCGGCUCCCGCCUGAUCUGUGCAGCAGGCAAGGAUGGCUAUUUGCCCAAGUUCUUUGGCCACAUGCACCAGACACGGAAUACGCCUAUCAAUGCUAUCGCCCUGCAGACCGGGCUGACCGUCAUAUUCAUCCUCAUUGGAGGUGGUUUUCGGACCCUCGUUAACUUCAUUGUAGUUGCAUCGUGGUCUUUUUACUUUUUGACGGUGCUCGGCUUGAUCAUCCUGCGAGUUAAGGAGCCUUUACUCGAGCGGCCAUAUAAAACCUGGAUUAUCACUCCCCUGACAUUCUGUGCGGUGGCCUUGUUCUUAUUAUGUAUGCCAAUCAUCGCUGCACCUCUUGAAGCCAUUGCUGUGCUCGUGUUUGUACUCGCUGGUGUACCUGUGUAUUACAUUACCCACAGAGACUCCGAUUUGCCUCUCCCAAGCUUCUUGCGUCCUUGGGUGGAUAGGUUUCGCAGAAGCUCUCCUGCAGAGGAAGGGUGGGUGGCCGUGGCAACCGAGGGCGAUGAGGUGGAAAUGGAUGAGACUCGCACUUCUCACUCCAGACGGUAAAGGAAGACGUUCGAUCUAGCAUUUACGCUUCGUGCGAUAGACCUAUACAGUACACUUGUACCGCGUUGCGGUAAAGUUUGGCACCAUCUUAUAGAAUCUGGG